CCGCUGACCCGGAAGCAGUCGCGGCCGCCGCCCGGCCCCCGCCGCACGCCAUGGUGUUCCUCACCGCGCGGCUCUGGCUGCGGAGCCGCCUCACCGACCGCUACUUUCGGAUCCAGGAGGUGUUGAAGCACGCCCGGCACUUCCGGGGGAGGAAGAACCGCUGCUACCGGCUGGCCGUGCGGGCGGUCACCCGCGCCUUCGUCAAGAGCACGCGGGCCCGCCGGCUGAAGAAGCGGAUCCUGAGGACGCUCUGGAUUAAUCGAAUUACAGCUGCCUCCCAAGAACAUGGCCUACAGUACUCAGCACUCAUUGCCAAUUUAGUUAAGUGCCAGGUGGAACUCAACAGAAAAGUACUCGCUGACCUGGCCAUCUAUGAGCCAAAGACUUUUAAAUCUUUGGCUGCUUUGGCCAAAAGGAGGCAGCAGGAAGGAUUUGCUGCAGCCUUAGGGGAUGGGAAGGAACCUGAAGGCAUCUUUUCCAGGGUGGUGCAGUACCACUGAAGGCUGCAGCCCUGGACUGCAAGUGGCUUUCCCCUUGUGACUAUAACUAAGCCAAUGAUAAGUCGGUGUAUGUCAAAUUUAUGUUUAUUUACCUGAGAGUAAGGCUGUCUUCCCAGUGGGAUGCUUUAAAUUUGUGUAAAUAAACCUUUUUCAGCAUUCAA
Dipodomys spectabilis (banner-tailed kangaroo rat) is the source of this 661-nucleotide messenger RNA. It is a transcript of the gene Mrpl20, whose product is annotated as mitochondrial ribosomal protein L20. Gene Ontology annotation, cellular component: ribosome. The coding region runs from base 51 to 500 and encodes 149 amino acids. The record is from RefSeq and is a predicted model, not a curated record. The transcript is spliced from 4 exons. NCBI's taxonomy places the organism in Eukaryota, Metazoa, Chordata, Mammalia, Rodentia, Heteromyidae. Gene Ontology annotation, biological process: ribosomal large subunit assembly; translation. Gene Ontology annotation, molecular function: rRNA binding; structural constituent of ribosome.